Molecule: messenger RNA, 921 nt
Organism: Budorcas taxicolor (takin)
Lineage: Eukaryota; Metazoa; Chordata; Mammalia; Artiodactyla; Bovidae
Product: olfactory receptor 1N1-like
Biological process (GO): G protein-coupled receptor signaling pathway
Cellular component (GO): membrane
Molecular function (GO): G protein-coupled receptor activity; olfactory receptor activity
Source: RefSeq, a predicted model, not a curated record
AUGAACUGCAGCAAAAACCCUGACUUUGUCCUCUCAGGACUGUCCCGUGACCCAGACAAAUCACAGCUCCUCUUUGGUCUCUUCCUGGCCCUCUACUUGCUGAGUCUCUUAGGAAACUCACUACUGCUGCUGGCUAUUGGCGCUGACAUCCACCUCCACAGCCCCAUGUACUUCUUCCUCAGCCAGCUCUCCCUGGUCGACCUCUGCUCCACUACCACCACAGCCACCAAAAUGCUGGAGACUUUGUGGACCAGUAAUGGACUGAUCUCUGAGUGCCUGGCCCAGUUAUAUUUCUUCCGUUUUGCUGAUAUGGACAACCUACUUUUGACGGCCACGGCUAUCGACCAUUACGCUGCCAUCUGCCAUCCCCUGCACUAUGCACUCCUAAUGACUCCUUGCAGAUGUGCACUGCUGGUGGGUGGGUCAUGGGGAGUGGCCCACUCUGUCUCUCUUGUCCAUGCCCUGAUGCUACCCCAGCUCUCAUUCUAUACUAAUCAAGAAAUUCCCCACUUUUUCUGUGAUUUUGGACCACUCGUUAGACUUUCCUGCUCUGAUAUCCACCUCAAUGAGGACCUGAUGAUGGUUCUGACAGGACUCUUAGGAAUCAGCCCUCUCCUCUGCAUCAUAACCUCCUAUGCCCAUAUUUUCCUUGCUGUAUCUCAGGUCCCAUCAGCACAAGGGAAAAACAAAGCCCUGGCCACAUGCAGCUCCCACCUCUCCACGGUCAUCCUCUUCUACAGCUCGGUCUUUGCCACCUACCUGAAGUCCCCGUCAGCUCCUCAUGCCUCUGGGGAGCUGGGUGCUGCUGUCAUGUAUGCCCUAGUAACCCCCAGUCUCAAUCCUUUCAUUUAUAGUCUAAGAAAUAAGGAAGUGAAGAGAUCCCUGAAAAGGAUUCUAGGCAUAGAGAGUUCAUGGCAUUAG